Meleagris gallopavo (turkey) is the source of this 525-nucleotide messenger RNA. RefSeq names its product neuropeptide VF precursor (gene NPVF). Gene Ontology annotation, molecular function: signaling receptor binding. The record is from RefSeq and is a predicted model, not a curated record. Lineage: Eukaryota; Metazoa; Chordata; Aves; Galliformes; Phasianidae. Gene Ontology annotation, biological process: negative regulation of gonadotropin secretion; neuropeptide signaling pathway.
AUGGAAAUCAUUUCAACCCAGAAGUUUAUUCUACUUACUUUGGGUACAGUGGCGUUUCUAACACCACAUGGUGUGUGCCUAGAUGAGCUAAUGAAAUCCAGCCUGGAGAGCAGAGAAGACGCUGAUGAUAAAUAUUAUGAGAUUAAAGACAGUAUUUUGGAGGAAAAGCAGAGGAGUCUGAAUUUUGAAGAAAUGAAAGACUGGGGAUCAAAAAAUUUCAUUAAAGUGAACACACCUACAAUAAACAAAGUGCCAAAUUCAGUUGCUAAUUUACCUCUCAGGUUUGGAAGAAGCAAUCCAGAAGAAAGAAGCAUUAAGCCGAGUGCUUAUUUGCCUCUGAGAUUUGGAAGAGCUUUUGGAGAGAGCCUAUCUAGGCGUGCUCCAAGUUCAUCAUACAGGCCUGGGAGAUCUCCACUUGCUAGAAGUUCUAUUAAAUCCCUUCUAAAUCUGCCACAGAGAUUUGGGAAGUCAGUGCCCAUCAGUCUAUCUCAAGGUGUCCAGGAAUCUGAACCAGGUAACACUUAG